UCGCCGGAGAGGGGCGAGCAGGAGGUGGCUGGCGAACUACGAAUCCCAGAGCGCUUUGCGCGCCUGCGGGAACCAAUGAGAGACGCGCAUGCGGAGGACGGCGCAGGCGCUGUUGGCUGGCUCCUCAUGUGGAGGUCAGGGUUGUGGCAGGAGGUGUGACUCUGCAAAGAGGCUGCAGUUGGACUGACAAAUGGCUUCCAGACUGUUUGAGAACAUUGGCAAAUUUGGUUUGGGAUUAGCCAUUGCAGGGGGAAUUGUCAACUCCGCUCUCUAUAAUGUUGAUGGAGGACACAGAGCCGUUAUCUUUGAUCGAGUCCGUGGUGUUCAAGAUGUGGUGGUAGGAGAAGGAACCCACUUUCUCAUCCCCUGGAUACAGAAACCAAUCAUCUUUGACUGUCGUUCUCGCCCACGUAAUGUCCCUGUCAUCACUGGCAGCAAAGAUCUACAGAAUGUGAACAUCACACUGCGUAUCUUGUUUAGACCAGUUGCUGCCCAGUUACCUCGAAUUUUCACUAGCCUCGGUGAGGAUUAUGACGAGCGCGUACUGCCGUCCAUCACCACCGAGAUCCUGAAGUCUGUUGUGGCUCGUUUUGACGCAGGAGAGCUGAUCACACAGAGAGAGCUGGUCUCCAGGCAAGUGAGCGAAGACCUCACGGAGCGAGCAGAUACCUUUGGCCUCAUCCUAGAUGACGUUUCCUUGACACAUCUGACCUUUGGGAAGGAGUUCACGGAGGCAGUAGAAUUGAAGCAGGUGGCCCAGCAGGAAGCAGAGAGAGCCAGAUUCAUAGUGGAAAAGGCUGAGCAGCAGAAAAAAGCAGCUGUCAUUACUGCUGAGGGGGACUCAAUCGCAGCCGAGCUGGUCGCCACCGCACUGACCGCAGCCGGGGAUGGCCUGAUUGAACUGCGCAAGCUGGAGGCAGCCGAAGACAUCGCUUACCAGCUCUCACGGUCCCGCAACAUCACCUACCUGCCAUCCGGCCAGUCGGUGCUGCUCCAGCUGCCCCAGUGAACGUAGUUUUGCAACCAGUCGUUAUCUAAUUGCCUCUAAAUAAUCCCUUAAACAAAAAACAAAAAAAUCAUUGAGAUUUCCUGAUUGGGUAAAGCAAAGGAAACAAAAUUAAAUGCAUCCUCAAUCGAGUCCUUAAUCUCGUAACGCUCAGCUCUCUUUGACGAGAAUACGGAGUUCCUCCGAUGGCCUUGUACACUCAGUGCAGAAGCUGCAAUGGUCAGUAAACUAGAUGGAAGAAAUUGCCCCUUUCUUGAGAAUCCAGGGUAGAGCGGGGUGGGGGGAAUGAUGUCUUGUGUUCGCUUCUUGGAUGAAUUUGUAGUAGACCAGGCCAUUCUCUGUUGACCAUAGAAAUUUUGUACCAAUGAGAUUUCACUGUCCUGCUUCACAAAGCUUGGUCAAUUAAGGCAAUGGCACGCAUGCCCUGGACUACCGCUGUUUGUCCCUGCUACCUACAGAAAGGGAAUGGGAGUGCUGAGGGCCUUCUUCCUUACUCAACCCAGUGUUUUGCAGGUGUCAGCUGAGGCUAAGAGGACAUCUGUUGUCAGGUUAGCAGCUCUGCUCUGAUUGGCUUUCUGAACCGUGGCAUUGUAGGCAGGAGGGGUGGCCUUAUGGCAUGUGACCGGGGGUGUCAGAGCAGCUGAGUUCUAACCUUUGCACCCCAAAAGGUGGAACUUUCCUGAUGUAGAAGUGAAGCUAUUUCUACUCUACAGGAAACAUUCCUUCUGUGCAUAAUGAAAUAGUUCCCUCUCUCUGCCUCCUCCCCCUCCUUGGUGCCCUGAUUGCUGUGACUCCCUGUUGUACGUGGGGUUGGGUCUCCACCAAGGUUGGUAAAUGUGGUGGCGUUUGUGUCUAAUUCAGACAAAGAAGGUCUGACUUAAUGUUCCACGGUUCAGACAGUCUGAUCUUGGCAGUAUGAUUCGCUGCAGCACCACCGCUGCGUUUUUAUUUAGAGAACCCGAAUUACAAUGAGGAUGUGAAAGACGAAGUUGUAUAACCCAGCCUUCAAUAAAUGAAACCACCACCCUG
Molecule: messenger RNA, 2035 nt
Organism: Chrysemys picta bellii (western painted turtle)
Lineage: Eukaryota; Metazoa; Chordata; Testudines; Emydidae
Gene: PHB1
Product: prohibitin 1
Biological process (GO): mitochondrion organization
Cellular component (GO): membrane; mitochondrion
Source: RefSeq, a predicted model, not a curated record